Molecule: messenger RNA, 774 nt
Organism: Eurytemora carolleeae
Lineage: Eukaryota; Metazoa; Arthropoda; Copepoda; Calanoida; Temoridae
Gene: sturkopf
Product: lipid droplet-associated hydrolase
Exons: 10
Coding region: 25-759 (244 amino acids)
Biological process (GO): lipid storage
Cellular component (GO): lipid droplet
Molecular function (GO): lipase activity
Source: RefSeq, a predicted model, not a curated record
AGUUAUAAACUCUUUUCAGAAAAUAUGAUAUUUCAAGACUGGGUGGAGUGGAGGGGGGAGAAAUCAAGCGUGGUUGGUGUUGGGCAUAGAGUAUCAGGAAGUUUGAAUAAUCUUCAUGAUAAAGAGAUGUUUUUGAUUAUCCCAGGAAACCCUGGUUUGGCUGGAUUCUACCAGGAAUUUAUGAAAAGUUUGCAUGGUAAAGUCGGAAACCCUGACCUCUCUAUCUGGGCUCUCUCACAUGCCGGUCAUCAUAGACCGGAAGUAUCCUGGAUUCCCGCAGGACCCCUAUCAGAAAAAACCUACGGGUUCGAGGAACAAAUUCUUCAUAAACUUGAACUCAUAGAUCGUCUAAUUCCACAAUCCACCAGAAUAACUUUGAUCGGACACUCUAUCGGCUGUAAGAUAAUUAUGGAAAUAUUUAAACGAAAUUCUACACAUUCCUUUACAGGUGUUUACUUCUUGUUCCCUACAAUAGAGAAUAUGGUUGGAACUGAGCGAGGGAGGCAGGUUUACCCCCUCACCACCCUACUCAGGAUACCCUGCAUCCUCAUCCUCUCACUCCUCUACAUCAUCCUUCCUAAACAAAUACUACGAACUCUGCUACGAAGGUUUUUAAAGGAUGUUCCUGAUAGUGUUUUAAAUACUGUACAUGUGCUAGCCAACCCAAACUAUGUGAACAACUGUCUGGUGAUGGCUCGUGAGGAACUAGACACUGUUCUUGAUCUUGACACAAGUACACUUAAAACUAUGUUUGGGUGAUUUCAAUGCAAUGCA